Molecule: messenger RNA, 228 nt
Organism: Dovyalis caffra
Lineage: Eukaryota; Viridiplantae; Streptophyta; Magnoliopsida; Malpighiales; Salicaceae
Source: the annotation of a GenBank genome assembly
AUGAUCCCAGACACUUUCAUCCAGCACCAACUUCUAACAUGUUGUAAGAAGGGAAAGGUGCCAUUAGUAGACGCCCCGAUCUCAAUGAAGCUGCUCAAAGCACCUAACGAGGCGACUGCAUAUCCCUUUGCCUUCCACAGCCUAUAUGCAGAAGCAAGAGCCUAUACUUUAUUCAAUAUCUUGAAGAUGGAUUGUUUUGUUUGUAUGCAGCUUAACUUAAGGAUGUAA